Glycine soja is the source of this 709-nucleotide messenger RNA. RefSeq names its product organ-specific protein S2-like. NCBI's taxonomy places the organism in Eukaryota, Viridiplantae, Streptophyta, Magnoliopsida, Fabales, Fabaceae. The record is from RefSeq and is a predicted model, not a curated record. The coding region runs from base 100 to 375 and encodes 91 amino acids. The transcript is spliced from 2 exons.
UGUGUUCAUCGUGGGUCACUUGUGCCCUAAAGAAAUACCCAGAGGCUAGCUGUAGUCUGUAGACAACUCUAGCAAAGGUGUCGACAGAUUAGCGUAGACAUGAAGUCCAAUUUUGCUGUUUUCGUAGUCUUCUCUCUUCUCUUGGUUGCCAAUUUGAGCUGUGCAAGGAAAGACUUGGGAGGGUAUUGGAAGAAUAUGAUGAAGGAGCAACCUAUGCCACAAGCAAUUAAAGACCUUGUUGAGGACUCACAAGCAUCAGAUACAGGGAAGAAGGAUCUUUUUACUAGGGACUUUGAUGUAAAGCCUAAUGUCAUAUUAUAUCACACCCAUGUUGUGUCCAUGAAGCAGAAGCAGAAGCCUUUUCUCCAGAAUUGAAUCAAGGUUGAAGUAAAGCACAGGAUAUGCUACGGUUGAACAAACUAUAUAUUCAUAUAUAAAUGUGACCAGUGGACUAUGAUGCAUAUUAUCUUGCAUGUGUUGGGCUAGUACUGAUUGGCGUUUGAGGCUUUAUUUUGCAGGAAAUUAAUUAAGCUGAUAGUGUUUCAAAACUUGUAUUUUAUUAAAAGCUUAAGCCCUUUAGUACGUGAUAGAUAGAUAUAGCUUUAAUUAAUUGUGGUUAUCUAGUUAUAUCCUUCCUUUUGCUGCAUCUGCUUUUGAUGGGUUUUGAUGAAAUUUAUAACAAUAAUUAUGCUGUAUCUUGUUCUUGUCA